Gavialis gangeticus (Gharial) is the source of this 6417-nucleotide messenger RNA. RefSeq names its product TATA-box binding protein associated factor 1 (gene TAF1). Gene Ontology annotation, molecular function: histone acetyltransferase activity; TBP-class protein binding; DNA binding. Gene Ontology annotation, biological process: RNA polymerase II preinitiation complex assembly; transcription by RNA polymerase II; DNA-templated transcription initiation. Gene Ontology annotation, cellular component: transcription factor TFIID complex. Bases 57 to 5960 code for a protein of 1967 amino acids. Lineage: Eukaryota; Metazoa; Chordata; Crocodylia; Gavialidae. The transcript has 40 exons. The record is from RefSeq and is a predicted model, not a curated record.
CCGUUUCCUGGGUGCGGCCUGGGCCGGGAGCGCCGCAGCAGCGGGGGGGCGCCGCGAUGUCGGACUCGGAGAGCGACGAGGAGGCGGAGGGCGGCGCCGGGCCCUUCUCCCUGGCUGGCUUCCUCUUCGGGAACAUCAACGAGGCGGGGCAGCUUGAGGGCGACAGCGUCCUAGACAAGGAAUGUAAGAAGCACCUGGCCGGGCUGGGCGCGCUGGGGCUGGGCAGUCUCAUCACGGAGCUCACGGCCAGCGAGGAGGACGGCAGCGAGGCGGACGGGCCGCAGCUGGAUGAGGAAGGCUGGGUUAAGAGCACAGAGGAUGCCGUCGAUUACUCUGAUAUCAGCGAGAUGGCGGAAGAUGAGAGCCGCAGAUUCAGGCAGGCAAUGGGCAACCUGCAGCCGAGUCGGAGACCAGAUGAAGAUGAGGAUGAUUAUGAUGCAGAUUGUGAAGAUAUUGAUUCCAAGCUGAUGCCACCACCACCACCCCCUCCAGUGCCAGUAAAGAAAGAAGAGGAGAAAGAUGCAGUUGCUCCUGCAUCUGAGGAAAGAGAUGGCAUAAUUCUGCCCUCCAUCAUUGCUCCUUCCUCUGCUGCCUCCGAGAAGGUGGAUUUUAGCAGCAGCUCUGAUUCUGAGUCAGAGAUGGGACCCCAAGAGGCCAGGCAAACAGAAUCCAAGGAAGGCAAACUUACUCUGCCUCUCGCAGGAAUCAUGCAGCGGGAUGCCACCAAACAGUUGCCAAGCGUUACUGAGCUUUUCCCUGAAUUCCGGCCAGGCAAGGUGCUGCGUUUCCUCCGCCUCUUUGGCCCUGGGAAGAAUGUUCCAUCUGUUUGGCGUAGUGCCCGCCGGAAACGCAAGAAGAAGCACCGGGAGCUCACUCAAGAAGUGCAGAUCCAGGAGGGUGAAGCCACGGCUGAGGCAGGAGCAGAAGGAAAGUCACCCUGGGAAUAUGAGUUUGCUCCUCCUCCUCCUCCUGAGCAGUGCCUUUCAGAUGAUGAGAUCACUAUGAUGGCACCUGUGGAGUCCAAGUUUUCCCAGUCAACAGGAGAUAUAGACAAAGUGACUGAUACAAAGCCCAAGGUGGCUGAGUGGCGUUAUGGGCCUGCCCAGCUCUGGUAUGACAUGUUGGGGAUCCCAGAGGACGGCAGUGGGUUUGACUAUGGUUUCAAACUAAAAGACAGAAAGAAGGACCAGGAGACUAAAGGACAGGGUGAUGAGCAGGAUGCAGGGUUGAUGCUGGAGAAGGAUGAUCUACUGGCUGAUGAGCACUUCCUCAUGGUGACACAGCUGCAGUGGGAGGAUGAUGUGAUCUGGAAUGGGGAGGACGUCAAGCACAAAGGGACUAAGACACAGCGAGCAAGCCUGGCAGGCUGGCUGCCAUCCAGCAUGACCAGGAAUGCCACUGCCUACAAUGCCCAGCAAGGCCUGAACCGUAGUGGCUCUUUGCUCAAUCCACCCAUUCCACUUUCACAGAAACCCAGCAUUGCAGGGGUUCUGGGCAUCGCAAAGAGCAAAGAGAAGCAGCCCCCUGAGCAACAAGUUACUCUAGAUGAAGAUAAACCCUGGUACUCCAUUUUCCCUAUUGAUAAUGAGGAGUUGGUAUAUGGCCGCUGGGAAGACAAUAUCAUUUGGGAUGAUCAGGCAAUGGAAACAUGCUUGGAUCCUCCAGUUUUGACACUUGAUCCGAAUGAUGAAAAUAUCAUCCUGGAAAUUCCUGACGAAAAGGAAGAGAUGACUUUGAAUUCACCCUCCAAGGAGAACAAGAAGGAAUCUUCUUUGAAGAAGAGUCGGAUCCUGUUGGGGAAAACAGGUGUCAUCAAGGAAGAACCACAACAGAAUAUGUCUCAGCCGGAGGUGAAGGAUCCCUGGAACCUCUCCAAUGAUGAGUUUUACUAUCCCAAACAGCAGGGCCUUCGAGGAACUUUUGGAGGCAAUAUCAUCCAGCAUUCUAUCCCUGCAGUGGAGCUUCGCCAGCCGUUCUUUCCCACUCAUAUGGGUCCUAUGAAGCUUCGACAAUUUCAUCGCCCUCCAUUGAAAAAAUACUCCUUUGGGGCCUUGUCCCAGCCAGGACCCCAUGCCGUGCAACCACUGCUGAAACAUAUUAAGAAGAAAGCCAAGAUGAGAGAGCAGGAACGGCAGGCUUCAGGAGGCGGUGAGAUGUUUUUCAUGCGCACGCCGCAGGACUUGACUGGCAAGGAUGGUGACCUCAUUUUGGCUGAGUACAGUGAGGAGAAUGCCCCUUUAAUGAUGCAGGUUGGCAUGGCAACAAAGAUAAAGAAUUACUACAAACGGAAACCUGGCAAGGAUCCUGGAGCCCCAGACUGCAAAUAUGGAGAGACUGUUUACUGUCACACAUCUCCCUUCCUGGGAUCCCUGCACCCAGGCCAGUUACUGCAGGCAUUUGAAAACAACCUCUUCCGGGCUCCUAUCUAUCUGCAUAAGAUGCCAGAAACUGAUUUCCUCAUAAUUCGGACCCGACAAGGCUAUUACGUUCGGGAACUGGUGGACAUCUUUGUUGUUGGUCAGGAGUGCCCUCUUUUUGAAGUUCCAGGUCCUAACUCUAAACGGGCUAAUACUCACAUCAGAGAUUUUCUUCAGGUUUUCAUUUAUCGCUUGUUCUGGAAGAGCAGAGACCGGCCUCGAAGAAUUCGCAUGGAAGAUAUCAAAAAGGCAUUUCCUUCUCACUCCGAGAGCAGCAUUCGAAAGCGAUUGAAACUCUGUGCUGACUUCAAACGUACAGGGAUGGACUCAAAUUGGUGGGUGUUGAAACCAGACUUCAGAUUACCAACAGAGGAGGAGAUCAGAGCAAUGGUGUCACCGGAACAGUGCUGUGCCUAUUACAGCAUGAUUUCAGCAGAGCAGCGACUGAAAGAUGCUGGUUAUGGCGAAAAAUCCUUCUUUGCCCCAGAGGAAGAGAAUGAAGAGGACUUUCAGAUGAAGAUUGAUGAUGAGGUGCGCACAGCUCCUUGGAACACCACGCGAGCCUUCAUUGCUGCGAUGAAGGGGAAGUGUCUUUUGGAAGUGACUGGGGUAGCAGAUCCUACAGGGUGUGGUGAAGGAUUCUCUUACGUAAAGAUCCCAAACAAGCCAACCCAACAGAAGGAUGAUAAGGAGCCACAACCAGUGAAGAAGACAGUGACAGGGACAGAUGCUGAUCUCCGGCGUCUUUCUCUCAAAAAUGCCAAACAGCUCUUGCGUAAAUUUGGAGUUCCUGAAGAAGAGAUUAAAAAGCUGUCCCGUUGGGAAGUGAUUGAUGUGGUGCGCACAAUGUCCACAGAGCAGGCUCGCUCAGGGGAGGGGCCUAUGAGUAAAUUUGCCCGUGGAUCUCGGUUCUCAGUGGCAGAACAUCAGGAGAGAUACAAAGAGGAGUGUCAGCGUAUCUUUGACUUGCAGAAUAAGGUUUUGGAAUCAACUGAGAUCUUAUCAACAGACACGGAUAGCAGCUCAGCUGAGGACAGUGACUUUGAGGAGAUGGGAAAGAAUAUUGAGAAUAUGUUACAGAACAAGAAAACAAGUUCACAGCUGUCCCGAGAGAGAGAGGAGCAAGAGAGGAAGGAGUUGCAGAGGAUGCUUCUGGGAGAAGACAGUGGCAAUGACAAAGAGAGGAGCAAAAAGGAUAGGAGAGACAAAAAAGGAUUGUCAUCGGCUUCAGGCGCUUCAGCAGGCUCUCACAAAGAUGAUGAUACCGCUUCAGUAACCAGUCUCAACUCCUCUGCCACUGGCCGUCGGCUCAAAAUCUAUCGCACGUUCCGAGAUGAAGAUGGGAAAGAAUACGUGCGGUGUGAGACAGUUCGGAAGCCCUCUGUCAUUGAUGCCUACUGCCGGAUACGGACUACCAAAGAUGAAGAGUUCAUACGGAAAUUUGCCCUCUUUGAUGAGCAGCACCGGGAGGAAAUGCGGAAGGAGCGACGCAGGAUCCAAGAGCAGCUGCGCCGGCUCAAACGAAAUCAGGAAAAGGAAAAACUCAAAGGUCCCCCAGAGAAGAAGCCCAAGAAGAUGAAGGAGCGGCCAGACCUGAAGUUGAAAUGUGGAGCUUGUGGUGCGAUUGGGCACAUGAGGACUAAUAAAUUCUGUCCACUCUACUACCAAACAAAUGCUCCACCCUCCAACCCGGUUGCCAUGACAGAGGAGCAGGAAGAGGAGCUGGAAAAGACAGUCAUCCACAAUGACAAUGAAGAGCUCAUUAAAGUGGAGGGGACCAAAAUUGUCCUGGGAAAGCAACUGAUUGAGAGUGCAGAUGAGGUUCGCAGAAAAUCUUUGGUCUUGAAGUUCCCUAAACAGCAGCUUCCUCCAAAGAAGAAGCGGCGAGUAGGAACCACUGUUCACUGUGAUUACUUGAAUCGGCCUCACAAGUCUAUCCAUCGGCGACGAACAGACCCCAUGGUAACUCUGUCGUCUAUCCUGGAAGGCAUCAUCAAUGACAUGAGGGAUCUUCCCAAUACGUACCCCUUUCACACACCCGUUAACCCGAAAGUUGUCAAAGAUUACUACAAGAUCAUCACACGGCCAAUGGAUCUACAGACCCUGCGUGAGAAUGUCCGCAAGCGCCAGUAUCCAUCCCGGGAAGAGUUUCGAGAACACGUGGAACUGAUUGUGAAGAAUAGUGCCAUGUACAAUGGACCAAAGCACUCACUGACCCAGAUAUCUCAAUCCAUGCUGGACCUCUGUGAUGAAAAACUGAGAGAGAAAGAAGAUAAACUGGCUCGUUUAGAGAAAGCAAUUAAUCCCCUCCUGGAUGAUGAUGACCAAGUGGCCUUUUCCUUCAUUUUGGAUAACAUUGUCACUCAGAAGAUGAUGGCUUUCCCGCAGUCUUGGCCAUUUCAUCAUCCAGUUAAUAAAAAGUUUGUUCCAGAUUAUUAUAAGGUGAUUGCCAAUCCAAUGGAUUUGGAGACUAUUCGAAAGAAUAUUUCCAAGCACAAGUAUCAGAACAGAGAGACCUUUCUGGAUGAUGUUAACCUCAUUCUUGCCAACAGCAUUAAGUAUAAUGGACCUGACAGUCAGUACACAAAAACGGCUCAGGAAAUAGUGAACAUCUGUUACCAGACGCUGGCUGAGUAUGAUGAGCACUUGACACAGCUGGAAAGAGACAUCUCUACUGCUAAAGAAGCAGCACUGGAGGAGGCAGAUUUAGAAAGUCUUGAUCCUAUGACUCCUGGUCCCUACACACCUCAGCCACCAGACUUAUAUGAUACCAACACUUCCCUCAGUAUGUCACGUGAUGCUUCUGUCUAUCAAGAUGAGAGCAAUUUGUCUGCUAUGGAUACUCCUACCACUACCCCAGAGAAGCGGGGAGCCCAGAUGCGCCAGGGACGAGGUAGGCUGGGCGAGGAAGACUCUGACGUAGAUAUUGAAGGGUUUGAUGAGGAUGAUGAUGGGAAACCUAAGACUCCAGCCCCAGAAGUUGAAGAUGCAGAUGGUGACCUUGCUGAUGAAGAAGAAGGCUCAGCUCAGCAGCCUCAGGCCAGUGUUCUAUAUGAAGAUCUGCUCAUGUCAGAUGGAGAAGAUGAUGAUGAUGAUGAUGAUGAUGAUGGGAGUGACGAAGAAGGCGAUAAUCCUUUCUCAUCUAUCCAGCUAAGUGAGAGUGGCAGUGAUUCGGACGUGGAGUCCAAUGCAGUGAGGCCCAAGCAGCCUCAUGUCCUCCAAGAGAACACACGUAUGGGCAUGGACAAUGAAGAAAGUAUGAUGUCCUAUGAGGGAGAUGCUGGGGAGACAUCUCAUGUGAUGGAGGACAGUAAUAUCAGUUAUGGCAGCUAUGAGGAACCAGAUCCAAAGUCUAACACACGAGAUACCAGUUUUAGCAGCAUUGGAGGGUAUGAAGUCUCAGAAGAGGAGGAAGAAGAGGAGGAGGAAGAACAGCGUUGUGGGCCCAGUGUGCUAAGCCAGGUUCAUCUGUCUGAGGAUGAGGAGGACAGUGAGGAAUUUCAUUCCAUUGCAGGAGACAGUGACCUGGACUCAGAUGAAUAAGCUUCCCAGACAUCCUCUGUUGCUAAAGGAUGUAUGCACUCAUGGUUCACAGGUGUCCUGUGUGCCCUUUCAGACUCGUGGACAAUGCAGUAUGGGAUGCUCAUUUGAAGCACCUGUUUUUUCUUGGAUAGAACUUCUAUUUUAAUGAGAAGUCUGUUUACUAUUGUACAUUAUCUUAUGCAUUCAUCUAAACUGUGAAUGACAAACUUUGGAAAAAGUCCCUUCCUGACAUCGCAGAACGGCUGUGGUGGUCGUCUGUUACUGGAGUCAGCUCAAGUUUCCGGUGUUCUGGCUUGUGCCUCCUUGUUCUUUCCAGAGAUGAAAUAUCCUUACAAAAAUUAACAAGGUGGAAAUUUAGUUUUUGGUGCGGUUUGUUUAAUCAGCCUUUACACAUCUGUCAAAAAAUAAAUGUCUGAAAGUAUCCUCUAAAAGAAAUCUGAGUAAAUUUUUGUUAAAA